This is a messenger RNA of Fusarium pseudograminearum CS3096, 519 nucleotides long. RefSeq lists its product as uncharacterized. Gene Ontology annotation, molecular function: acyltransferase activity, transferring groups other than amino-acyl groups. The transcript has a single exon. The coding region runs from base 1 to 519 and encodes 172 amino acids. Lineage: Eukaryota; Fungi; Ascomycota; Sordariomycetes; Hypocreales; Nectriaceae. The record is from RefSeq and is a predicted model, not a curated record.
AUGUCAAACAACUACCAUUUCCGCAUCGCUACUGCAGAUGAGGCCCCUCACCUCCAAAACCUUAUCCAUGCAGCGUUCCGCUUCACCGGCGCCAGCAUCGAAUGGAUCGGAUCACCAGAACUCGCCGAGACAUUCACGAUGGACAUGGGCGUCAUCACCGAAAGAAUAAACUCUCCCGAAAACGUCUUUUUCAUCUUAAGCGACGAACCCAACGGUCCCGCGAUAGGCUGCGUCAACGUCUUCAAGAAGGGCCCCGACUACGGCCGCAUAGCCCUACUUGCAGUUGAUCCGACCAUACAGCGCAGCGGACUGGGCAAGAUUGUCAUGAACAAGGCAGAGAGACAUCUCAAGGAGGAGUUUGGUGUCAAGAGGAUUGGGUUAAAUGCGCUGCAGACGAGGAAGGGUCUUAUUGCGUGGUAUGAGAGGCAGGGGUUUGUCAAGACGGGAGAUGUGACGAGGAUUCCUAUUAAGGGAUCUGAUGAUGAGAUUGUGCUUAUUGAGUUUGAGAAGACUGUUUGA